AUGUCGUUGAAGAGGAAGAACCCUGACGAAGAGGGCGACGACAAUGAAGAUGAUGAUGAUGAUAGGUUGACAAAGGCCUCAAUAACGACGACGAAUACAUUCAUAAAGAGUAGCAGUAGCAGUAGCAGUAGUAUUGCUCGCAAUGGGCUUAGUGAACAUAAUAUCGAAUACAAUAGUAGUAGUGGCGGUGGUGGUCUGCUGAUCAAUAGCAGUGUCAUUGAUGAAGAUGAUGAUGAAGAGAGUAUAACAGCAUCAGAGGACAGUGAUGGUGACUCAGUCGUUGGUGAAGCAAUGAACAUACAACUGUUACAACAACAAUCGAAACUAUCUCCACAACCACAACCGCAACAACAUCUACUGAGUAGCAGUAGUGGCAGUCCAAGUUCUACUUCACCACAACAACAACAUAGACAACCUUUGAGUCCUCUGCCGCUGCAGACUCAUCCACCGAUGAAGCCCCAGCCCCAGCACCAGCCUCAGCCCCUACAUCAGCCCCAGCAUCAGCCCCAACCUCAGACUCAACCUCAAUCACUACCGCCACAACCUACACAACCACCGGCAAAGAAGAGGCAGUUUCUGAUGGGACCCAAACGAACAACCUCAGCUCAACAUCCGUUAGCCAUUGGUACACCAGCACAAACGACUAAAUUAUCACCUUCUUCCUCCUCCUCCACAACACCAUCACUAUAUCCUCUAUCACCCAUCACAACAUCACCUUCACCAACAACAACUACAACAACAACAGCAACUACACCACCAAUAUCAACAACAUCUACAACAUCUACAACAUCAACUACAACAACAACACCAACACAUACAUCAGCGCCUGUAAACUUGACAAUUGAAGAAGAUGACGAACAAUCCACACCUGUACAAGACAACAGCGCAGUCGGCUACCACAACUUCCUCCUCAACACCAACAAACACAAUCUAAUCAACGUUAACAAAAGCAGCAACACCAUUAACAACAACAACAACAAUCAUCACAUCAACAACAAUGGAGACAGUCAUCGCGAUCUCAACGAACAAUCGAUCGUGAGGGUACAUCCACCUAAAGGGAUGGGCACAAUGCCGACAACAACGACGACAACGACAUCGACAGCAUUGGCCACCCCGGCGCCGGGAAUGGGACAGCGAUGGAGUGUCAACAUCAAGACCAAUCGAAUCUACUUCCAGGAUCUGCUGAUGCGCCAGACAGAGUGCGCUCUCAACAAGAACAUCUCGACAUCGACACUCAGCAGGAGCCUGAACAAGUUCUUCUCAGACUUCCUGGAGGGCGCCCACUACAAGUCGCGUGACGCCGACCUGACCCGCAUCGUGCGCGCGCUCUACAUGCCCAAGAUCAAGGCAGUGUCGCCCAACGAGCAGGUGAAGAAGCGCAGCAUCAAGUGGCCCUGGAGAUCAAUGUCGCGCAUCCUCGAGUCCGAGAACAGCGAGGCCAUCAACAAGUUCAUGGCUCUCUUUGACAAUGGUAUCCCAAUGAACUCAUCGUUCGCCCGAGGUGAGUAA
Acytostelium subglobosum LB1 is the source of this 1509-nucleotide messenger RNA. RefSeq lists its product as hypothetical. The record is from RefSeq and is a predicted model, not a curated record. The coding region runs from base 1 to 1509 and encodes 502 amino acids. The transcript has a single exon. Lineage: Eukaryota; Evosea; Eumycetozoa; Acytosteliales; Acytosteliaceae.